Messenger RNA from Lasiosphaeria miniovina, 1149 nucleotides. Its product is annotated as HIT-like domain-containing protein. The coding region runs from base 1 to 1149 and encodes 382 amino acids. The transcript has 2 exons. NCBI's taxonomy places the organism in Eukaryota, Fungi, Ascomycota, Sordariomycetes, Sordariales, Lasiosphaeriaceae. Gene Ontology annotation, biological process: nucleotide metabolic process. Gene Ontology annotation, molecular function: ATP:ADP adenylyltransferase activity; ATP binding. The record is from RefSeq and is a predicted model, not a curated record.
AUGUCGCCCCAUCCCAGCGCCGUACCACUCCUGGCUCCCAAGAACCUGCCCGAGCUGGUCCGGACAGCUUUCAACAGGGCGCGCGCCAGCGGGGACGUCAACUUUUACCCCACCCAAGCCGCCGUCCUCGACUUGAAUUCCGUGCCAUUCCAACUGCGCUUCGCCCCGUCGCUCGCCAACAAGCCCAAGGGCCCCCCUCCUCGUCCUCCACAACACAAUGCACCCCCCUCCCCAGCAAGGCCCUUCGACCCCUUCGACAACCCACCCACACCGCUCCUCGUCACGGGCCUCGGCGCAUCCCACAUCCUCGUGCUGAACAAGUUCGCCGUCGUGCCCGAGCACGCCAUCGUGGCCACGCGCGCGUUCGCCCGCCAGACGCACCUGCUCGCCCCCGCCGACCUGGCCGCCGUGUAUGCGUGCAUCGACGCCUACGACUCCGAGGGCGGGCAGUUGUUUGCGUUCUUCAACUCGGGCACGCACUCGGGCGCCAGCCAGGCGCACAGGCAUAUCCAGCUGCUGCCGGUCGAGCGCAUGCGCGAUGGGCUGCCCGACACACACACUAGCAGCAGCAGCAGCAGCAGCAGCAGCGGUGGCGGCGAUGGAGAGACGGGCGAUACAGAUGCAGCGGUGGAAUGGGCCGACGUGCUAGCCAGCAGCCUGCUCGACGAGACGACACGCGCACGGCUGCCGUUCCAGACCUUUGCGCACCGCAUCCGCAACAGCGGCAGCCCAGCGCCUGACGCCGACGCGCUGCACGCCGCAUACCUCGCACUAUACAAUCAGGCGUGCGCCGCCGUGUCCGCUCACGACCACCACGACAUUGACGGUAUAAUACCAGAAGAAGGAGAAGCAAGGAUCAGCUACAACCUAGCUAUGACACGGGACGUCAUGGUGGUCGUCCCGCGUCUGGCUGAAGGGGGCGAGAUUACUGUCCCUUCGUCGCCAGCAAGUGCUGGUGGUGGUGGUGGUGCAACUCCUCGGAAAACUGUUGGCAAGCUGGCGCUCAACGGCACGGUGCUGGCGGGCACGGCGCUCGUCAAGAGCGCGGCCGAGUGGCAUGCGCUGCGCCAGGACCCGGGACAGGUGCUCGACAUUCUGCGGCGGAUAGGUGUGCCGUGGGGGGAGGACGGGCCUUCGUCGUCGCUGUGA